Messenger RNA from Halteromyces radiatus, 1041 nucleotides. Its product is annotated as O-methyltransferase-domain-containing protein. The transcript is spliced from 5 exons. Gene Ontology annotation, molecular function: O-methyltransferase activity; S-adenosylmethionine-dependent methyltransferase activity. Lineage: Eukaryota; Fungi; Mucoromycota; Mucoromycetes; Mucorales; Cunninghamellaceae. The coding region runs from base 23 to 898 and encodes 291 amino acids. The record is from RefSeq and is a predicted model, not a curated record.
AAAAUAUGAAACUGUCCUCAAGAUGAUUCGUUUUUUUUCCAAACAUUUUUUAUCAAACUCUAUUAUUUUCUCAAGACCUUCUUUUACUGGUAUCAACAAAACAACUAUGCAUUGGCAUUCUACUAUUGGUGUUGAACAAAGUGUCAGUAAUCACAAUAAUCGAUUACGACUAAUGGAAGAUGACUAUUGUAGUGAUCAUAGUACUCCCUUUUCUAUUGAUAUUGAUCAGCUCAUGAACGAACUGGCUCUGGAAACAAUCAAGGAAUUCAGUAACGCACAUAUGAUGAAUAGUAAGACUGCCACUUUACUUUUACGACAAUGGAUCCACCUCUUUCAGCCUAAACGUACCUUGGAGAUUGGCACUUUUACUGGUUAUAGUACUUUGGCCAUGGCUGCUGCAUUGGAUGAACAACAAAAUACUAUAAACGAUACUCUAUUAGUUUCUUUGGAAAAAGACAACACUUGUUUACAAAUGGCUUCUCGUUACUUGGAACGAGCUGGUUUAUUAUCCAAAGUGAAAUUUAUGCAAGGUGACGCUUUUGACAGUUUGGUGACUUUGGCAAAUGAAAAGAUACCAUUUGAUUUGAUCUUCAUAGAUGCUGACAAAGGUGGUUACAUCAAAUAUUAUGACUUUAUCUUGGAAAACAAUAUGUUGGCUGAUAAUGGUGUCAUAUUAGCUGAUAAUGUGCUUUAUUUUGGUCAAGUUCAUCGUACAGCAGGUUACCCUGAGGAUCAACCCAUACCAGCAUCGAAAAAUAUCAACAAAAUGGCUCGCAAGGUGCAUGCAUUCAAUGAACACGUCAGAAACGAUGAUAGGGUACAAUCAGUGACUCUACCCAUAUUUGAUGGACUUACAAUCAUCAAGAAAAAAAAAAAAAAGAAUCUUCUGACCAACUGAAUAUAUCAUCAUGACUGUAGUUAGCUCAAUUCUUUUUUUUUUUUUCCUAAGCAUCGUUAUUGUUAUCUUUUAACAGUUGUUCUUUUUUGAUUUAUCAAUAAAUCAUUUUUUUUUUAUUCCUAUUGACAUAUUAUACUACUAAU